AAUGGGAGGAGCCCGGCCAAAAGGAGUUCUUUCCUUUCCCUGCUGCGGCCGCAGCCAUGAGUAUGCUCAGGCUUCAGAAGAGGCUUGCCUCCAGUGUCCUCCGCUGUGGCAAAAAGAAGGUCUGGUUGGACCCCAAUGAAACCAAUGAAAUCGCCAACGCCAACUCCCGCCAGCAGAUUCGGAAGCUGAUCAAAGAUGGGCUGAUCAUCCGGAAGCCUGUGACUGUCCAUUCCCGAGCUCGAUGCCGAAAAAACACUUUGGCCCGUAGGAAGGGCAGGCAUAUGGGCAUAGGUAAGCGAAAGGGUACUGCCAAUGCUCGAAUGCCUGAGAAGGUAACCUGGAUGAGAAGGAUGAGAAUUCUUCGCCGACUGCUCAGAAGAUACCGUGAAUCUAAGAAGAUUGACCGCCACAUGUAUCACAGCCUGUACCUGAAAGUGAAGGGUAACGUGUUCAAAAACAAGCGGAUUCUCAUGGAACACAUCCACAAGCUGAAGGCAGACAAGGCUCGCAAGAAGCUUCUUGCUGACCAGGCUGAGGCCCGUAGGUCUAAGACCAAGGAAGCACGCAAGCGCCGUGAAGAGCGACUCCAGGCCAAGAAGGAGGAAAUCAUCAAGACUCUGUCCAAGGAAGAAGAGACCAAGAAAUAAAGCGCCAUCUCUUUUACCUGUACAUAGUGGCCUGUACUUAAACUCAGCUUUUCUAACCAUUGUCCAGUAUAUGGAUCAGUCAUUCAAUAAAAUAGCUUUCAUCUGCCAACCUC
Messenger RNA from Rhinolophus ferrumequinum (greater horseshoe bat), 760 nucleotides. RefSeq names its product ribosomal protein L19 (gene RPL19). The record is from RefSeq and is a predicted model, not a curated record. Bases 57 to 647 code for a protein of 196 amino acids. Gene Ontology annotation, molecular function: structural constituent of ribosome; RNA binding. NCBI's taxonomy places the organism in Eukaryota, Metazoa, Chordata, Mammalia, Chiroptera, Rhinolophidae. The transcript has 6 exons. Gene Ontology annotation, cellular component: cytosolic large ribosomal subunit; ribosome. Gene Ontology annotation, biological process: translation.